CCCAUUCUACCACUCAUCUUUCUCCUCUCUUCUCUUCUCGCAUCUGUUUCUCGCACUCACUGCACCCUGCACACUGCCAACUGCACAGCACUCUGCACUCUGCACACCGUUGGGCUGCCACAGUCCUAAAUUGAUACUCACUUUGCUGACUUACCUAUCGGAUUCGGUCGCCGUCGGUCCCCCAUCUUCCGUUUCUUAGCUCCAGCUCACUUUGUGCAAGACAUCAAGCUGCUACCUUGCGACCAACCAACCGUCCGCCGACACAUCCAUUCCAUCGUCGCAGGCAAGCGUACCAGACCCGUAAUCAAGCUCGUUACUUCCGCAACCACCUCCGCCGCCCACUCCCUCGCGACUGCCACUUGUACAGCUACAACCUCACACCCAAUCAACAACUCGUGCGCGCAUUAGUCGUCCGACUCAAAGCAAACCUUCUCACUCCUCUUGUUGGUCCCAAACGUCCAACCGACGCAGUCUCAUCUCGUCUUGCAUUGGUAAAUCCUGCCGAGUCCGCCUCACCGCGACCCUCGACCGCUUCAUUCAGUGCCACCUCGACCGAUCAGGGACCGACCCCUUGACCAGGGUGCAUCUCUUGGGCACCAAUUUGCGCGGCGUCACAGCUAGACCUAUCCUCUGACCAGCGACACUUGCGUCGCUAUCCACUGACGCAGCCCAGUGUCAGGCACCUAGGCACUGUACGUUGCCCUACCGGCCCCGUGUGUGUGACCACGUCACUGCCAGCCAAACAUUUGCCCGCCCUGCAAUCCGCCCGCUGCGGCUAUCCUCGAACUACAUCAUGUCCCCCUCCCCACCCAAAGAGCCUGAUGUCGAACAAAGUGCACAAUCUGGCGAAGAACAGGAACAGAUGGACCGCGACGCAGAAGGCGCACCAGGCACCGGCAUUGGUGAAUUUGAAGUCAAAGAGCAAGACAGAUGGCUUCCCAUUGCCAACGUGGCCCGCAUCAUGAAAACCGCUCUUCCCGAAAACGCCAAAAUCGCAAAGGAAGCCAAGGAAUGCAUGCAGGAAUGUGUGAGCGAGUUCAUCUCCUUCAUCACCAGCGAAGCAUCCGAAAAGUGCCAGCAGGAGAAGCGCAAGACGGUGAAUGGCGAAGACAUCUUGUUCGCCAUGACCUCGCUCGGCUUCGAAAACUAUGCGGAAGCGCUCAAGAUCUACCUUUCCAAGUAUCGCGAAGUGAGUUUGGACUUGUCCCCCUCCCCUCCCCUUCCGUCUCCUUUGUCAUCUCGACGGGGAUCAUUAUUCUGAACCAUUGAACUGAUUGGGAUGAGACCCAAUCCACAAGGGGCGAGAACCAGAACAGACCUACCAGCAGCGGCUACGGGGGCCCCGUCGGGGGCGGCCAGAGCAAUGCCGGGGGAAGUGGCGGCGCCGCCUACGGGGCUGGCCAAUCCGAGACAUCCAACGACUUACUGAGCGGCGACCACGAUGCCACCAGUGCAUACGGAUACCCCGGCGCCGUGGCCACGGGACACAACGGCAUCUCGAGCGACAAUUACUAGUUUGGCGCCACGUGUCGGAGACGGGCAAAACCGCAGUGGCGCAGCAAACCACCAGGGUGCGCUACUUGCCCCGUCCCAGAGCACGGUCGACGACGGCAUUGUUGGGGUGGACGGGAGAAGAGGAAAGAGACGACGAAGAGGCGAGUUGUAGCGCAUCGAGGGGCCCCAGCGCGGAAGAAAUGUCAGGUCGGCUGUCGAGUGGAUCAACGCCGUUGUAAAUGAAUACAUGGGAGACUCGGGAACAAGACUGGGACGGAUGGGAAUGGCGGCUGUCUUAAUACUGGAGAACGCGAUCUGAUGCAUUCUGGAAAAGCAAGGGCUCAUUGGCUAAGACGGGCAAGAGUAGGGCAUGGUUCGCGCUGAUGAACAGGAACUAGGGAGACAACUAACGUGUUGAGGUUGCUGUUAAGAGAGCCAUUCGACUAAAAUUGCAGCGAGUGUGGGGAGGAGAUGGAGCCAACGCCAGCACGUGACUAUAGCGAGCUGGGGAUUUAUGAGUAGGUAGUCAAAGAUAUACAUGCAAGGUACUAGGAGCGGACAAGUGAUAGUCGGGACUGGGACAUGCGAGACCUGCUUCCAGACACCGGACAUGAGGCAGGGGUAGAUAGCAUAUCUGUGGCUGACAGCUGCAUCAAAUGGAUACGACCAGUUCCAGACUUUGACA
Molecule: messenger RNA, 2179 nt
Organism: Exophiala mesophila
Lineage: Eukaryota; Fungi; Ascomycota; Eurotiomycetes; Chaetothyriales; Herpotrichiellaceae
Exons: 4
Coding region: 794-1261 (155 amino acids)
Biological process (GO): regulation of transcription by RNA polymerase II
Cellular component (GO): nucleus; CCAAT-binding factor complex
Molecular function (GO): DNA-binding transcription activator activity, RNA polymerase II-specific; protein heterodimerization activity; RNA polymerase II cis-regulatory region sequence-specific DNA binding
Source: RefSeq, a predicted model, not a curated record